Molecule: messenger RNA, 1575 nt
Organism: Lodderomyces parapsilosis
Lineage: Eukaryota; Fungi; Ascomycota; Pichiomycetes; Serinales; Debaryomycetaceae
Gene: SLY41
Product: Sly41p
Exons: 1
Coding region: 1-1575 (524 amino acids)
Biological process (GO): phosphoenolpyruvate transmembrane import into Golgi lumen
Cellular component (GO): Golgi apparatus; endoplasmic reticulum
Molecular function (GO): antiporter activity; phosphoenolpyruvate transmembrane transporter activity
Source: RefSeq, a predicted model, not a curated record
AUGUAUAAACUGAAUAUCUACCUCAAUGAUGAUGUUCAGUCCUCAACUGACAGCAUAGCACAUUCACACUAUGCACCGACACCGCCUCAAUCAAACUCACCACAACAACAACAACAUCAUCAUCAUCAAACCAAAACGGCACCAUCAUCACCAAAGAAGAAAUCUAAGCAGCAUUUGAAACAUCACAGAAUCAAUAACUUCUACUCAUCCUCGCAGGUUAAUCCCAAUUAUUCAUCAACAAAUUUGUCCAAGAUACAGCAUCAUAAUCAACUUGGGUCGCCCACGUUUUAUUCUGGAUUCAACGAUUCAACCACUUCCAUCAAUUCUGGCCAGUACCAGUUGGGCACACCGCCAUUAUUAGGUUCACAUGCUUCAUCUUACACUUCACUUAAAAGCAUGCUACCAAUGACACCACCAGCAUCGGAAACAACCUCACCAGAACCAAAAUAUUUUGAUAUAAAACAACGACUGGCAGCAAAUGGUAGGAAUGUUAGUCUGUGGUUGGGGAAAAUUAAGGCAUUAGUCCCACCAGUCAAUUACACCAUUUGUUCAUUAUGUUUUAUUUGGUAUUUUUUCUCCAUCAUUUCGUCAAACUCAAUCAAGUUGAUUUUAACAAAAUACAAGUACCCUGUCACAGUUACUCAGCUACAAUUUCUCAUGAACGCCGGUUCUAGUUUGCUUUUGUUGUUUAUCUCAAACCACUACACUAAUGAACGAAUCAUUCCAUCCAGCAUCCUCCCACAGAAUAAAUCAAUUAGACAAUUUGUCAUACCGACAAGAUUUAUCCUUUCUACAACUGUGCCGAUGGGGUGCUUCCAAUUUAUCGGUCAUUUGACUAGUCACAAGGCAACAUCUGAUAUACCUGUGUCGCUCGUGCACACCAUCAAAGCAUUGAGUCCAUUGGUGACUGUGUUAGUGUAUCGAUUUAUCCUUAACAAACGUUACAAACUAAGAACCUACCUUACAUUGAUUCCACUUAGUGUGGGGAUUAUGAUGACUUGUUACAAACUGAAGAAAAAAUCUAUUCCAAGCACAUCGGGUCAAGUUGUAGCCCCAACAAACAACAGCAGCUACCUGACUGGGCUCAUAUUUGCAUUUAUUUCCAUGUUGAUCUUUGUUAGUCAAAAUAUGUUUGCCAAAAGCAAAUUAACACCAAAUACUGUAACACCACAAGAAUCGAAAUCGAUCCCCAUUUCGGAAAAGGGACGUAAAAAAUUGGACAACUUGACAAUCAUUUUCUAUUGUUCUAUAGUGGGAUUCUUAUUCACGUGUCCCAUCCACAUUGCUUCGGAAUUUUUCAACAAUACUUUUUCCCUAGCGCAAUUGGAUUUGACUAUAUUGUCGUUGGUGGUUAUAAAUGGGUUGGGCCAUUUCAUUCAAACCGUUAUUGCAUUUCAAAUUUUGGGACUAUUAUCACCCAUUGAUUAUUCAAUUGCAAAUAUUUUGAAAAGAAUAUUUAUUAUAUUGAUGUCGUUUCUUUGGGAAGCUAAGAACUUCACUCCUUUGCAAACAGCAGGGUUAUUCACAACCUUGAUUGGAUUGUAUAGUUACGAUAGGUGGGGAACACAACGCUAA